This is a messenger RNA of Hyposmocoma kahamanoa, 1335 nucleotides long. RefSeq names its product actin, cytoplasmic A3a-like. The transcript is spliced from 3 exons. The record is from RefSeq and is a predicted model, not a curated record. Bases 162 to 1292 code for a protein of 376 amino acids. Gene Ontology annotation, biological process: mitotic cytokinesis. NCBI's taxonomy places the organism in Eukaryota, Metazoa, Arthropoda, Insecta, Lepidoptera, Cosmopterigidae.
CAGCCCGUGAUUAGUGAAAAAUUAAUUUUCGAUAGCUGUUGAUAAGAGGAGCAUUAAAUAAUACACCUCGCGUGUCGUUUCUCACUUUGUGGAGUGUGGUUGACUGAAGCAGCGCCGAGUCGCACCGACUUUUUUCUCUACGUAAUAACAACUAUUUCACAAUGUGCGACGAGGAAGUUGCAGCGUUGGUAGUGGACAAUGGGUCCGGUAUGUGUAAGGCCGGGUUUGCAGGUGACGAUGCGCCUCGCGCCGUGUUCCCCUCGAUUGUGGGCCGACCACGCCAUCAGGGCGUAAUGGUCGGCAUGGGCCAGAAGGACUCGUACGUGGGCGACGAGGCACAGAGCAAGAGAGGCAUCCUCACCCUCAAGUACCCCAUCGAGCAUGGUAUCGUCACCAACUGGGAUGACAUGGAGAAGAUUUGGCACCACACCUUCUACAACGAGCUCCGUGUCGCCCCCGAGGAGCACCCCGUUCUGCUCACUGAGGCUCCACUCAACCCCAAGGCCAACAGGGAGAAGAUGACCCAAAUCAUGUUCGAGACGUUCAACACUCCCGCCAUGUACGUGUCCAUCCAGGCCGUGCUAUCGCUGUACGCGUCUGGUCGUACGACCGGUAUUGUGAUGGACUCCGGCGACGGUGUCUCGCAUACGGUACCCAUCUACGAAGGCUACUCGUUACCCCACGCCAUUUUGCGUAUGGACUUGGCCGGCCGGGACCUCACCGAUUACCUCAUGAAGAUCCUCACCGAACGUGGCUACUCGUUCACUACCACGGCCGAGCGUGAGAUUGUGCGCGAUAUCAAGGAGAAGCUCUGCUACGUGGCUCUCGAUUUCGAUCAGGAGAUGGCCACAGCCGCCUCCAGCAGCUCGCUUGAGAAGUCGUAUGAGCUUCCUGACGGACAGGUCAUCACUAUCGGCAAUGAGCGUUUCCGUUGCCCUGAGGCUCUCUUCCAGCCCUCAUUUUUGGGCAUGGAAGCCAACGGAAUCCACGAAACCACUUAUAACGCAAUCAUGAAGUGCGAUGUUGACAUCCGUAAGGACUUGUAUUCCAAUACUGUUAUGUCUGGUGGUACCACCAUGUACCCAGGCAUUGCUGACCGCAUGCAGAAGGAAAUCACUGCCUUAGCCCCGCCCGCCAUGAAAGUUAAAAUUAUCGCGCCACCUGAAAGAAAGUACUCUGUAUGGAUUGGUGGAUCGAUCCUAGCUUCUCUUUCCACCUUCCAACAGAUGUGGAUCUCAAAACAGGAAUACGAUGAGUCUGGUCCCUCCAUCGUUCACAGAAAAUGCUUCUAAAUGCCACACAUGAGACUAUACCUAUGUGUAGUUCAUGAUGCCC